Molecule: messenger RNA, 1795 nt
Organism: Daucus carota subsp. sativus
Lineage: Eukaryota; Viridiplantae; Streptophyta; Magnoliopsida; Apiales; Apiaceae
Product: F-box/FBD/LRR-repeat protein At1g13570-like
Exons: 4
Coding region: 242-1567 (441 amino acids)
Molecular function (GO): protein binding
Source: RefSeq, a predicted model, not a curated record
AUGAUAGGAAGUAAACGAGGACAGUGGAGUGUGGAGCUGUAUAGUACGAGGGAAGCCAAGUCCUAAAAAGAAAAACAAAGUUAGAACUUAGAACAGGGAGUAUUGUUAGAGAUUGCAACACGUGUCACUCUCUACUAAGAGACGCUCAUCCCAAAACACGAGUUUCUUCUGCUUCCCCACUUUAGAUGACCAUUGUCCAUUGCAACAAAACAAGUUACUCAGUACAUUGCAACAAGACAGCAUGGCUGAUGAUGCUAAAAGAAGGCGACUUGAUAGUGGAUCUAAAGCUGUUGAUAGAUUUAGCAACUUGCCGGGAAACUUAAAAGGCCUCAUCCUGGAACGCUUGCCACUGUACGAUGCAGCAAGAACAGCCGUCCUGUCAAAAAUUUGGGGAAAUAUAUGGACAAUGCUCCCAUGGUUGGUUUUUGAUCAUGUAUUUUUCUUGCGAAUGGUUUCAGGAAAAGAUGAACAAGCUCAAGUAUCAAAUGUUUCAAGAACCAUCAGUAAUAUUCUUUUACUUCACAACGGUCCUGUCUCCAAAUUCCAUCUUUAUGUUCCUCGAUCUUUUCCUCUUCAAAAGUGUUUGGAUGCGGAUUUGUGGAUUAAACGUAUAUCAAAUAGUGGGAUUAAGAUAUUGGAGCUUAUUAAUAGAACACCAUAUCCCUACCCUAUGCCUUCUUAUAUGUUUUCUUGUUUGGAGUUGACUCAUUUGACACUCGAUAAUUGUAUACUCAACCCACCCCGAAGAUUUGGAGGUUUCAGCAAUCUGAUUGAAGUUACACUCUCACGUGUCAAAAUAACUGCUGACGUUUUGUUUGGGACUCGACUUGAAAGAAUGAGAUUGGACUGUUGCACUGGGAUUAAACAUCUGGGAUGCCAAUUCAACUCUCAGUACAAUCUCAUUCGUAAAUUGCAUAUCAGUACCAGUGAAGAAAUUGAUUGGCAAUGGUUCAAAAACACUGAAAAGCUUCAUUAUCUUGGUCUUGUAUUGGCAGGGUCUUCAAAUUCUAGGAAAAACAUCAAUGAUUUGGACAACUUACUUGGGAAUAUGCCUGAUAUCUAUGGUCUUUACCUCGACAAUUUUUUCCUAACGUUUCUGGAACCAGAUGCUCCUCUUUCCAAUCGACUUACAACCACAUUGGUGAACUUGAAAACUCUGCAACUUUCCUGUGCUGGAGGUUGUAAUUGGGUUUUCAUUCAGCGUGUCUUCUGCUUGAUUAGAAGUUCGCCGAAGCUGAAAAAUCUUCAUAUAUGGCCGGAAUUUGGAGUAGGCAGAGUGCAUGGUACUGAUUCAAUGGCAGCUAGCAGGGUGGAACAGAAUUUGCUAUCACCAGAUUUCGUCAACAUGAUUCUUGACCAACUUGAGACUGUGCAUCUACAGGUAGUGAUUGGUUCAAGGUGUGAGCUUCAUUUUAUAAAGCUUUUGCUUGCAUCUUCCCCUUCGCUUAGAUGGAUCAAAAUUUCUAAAUCCUUCCCAAUUCAUGAUCUUAAAGAUGAGUUUGAGAUUUUACGAAAGGUGGCACGGUUCCCUAGAGCAUCUGCCACUGCAGAAUUAAUAUGGCCUUGACUACUUGCAGUCAGGCGGAAAUAUGGACUUCUGCUGGUAGCGAGGAGGACUAGUGAGAGCAUCUGCUACUGCUAAAUAGUUGGACUUAAUUAGUGGACACUUGUAGCCAGGAUGUUUAGUGCUGGACUUUUAAGCAUAUGUACUCUUUAAAACAUUGCUCGAACAGUUUCCAUCUUCUCAAUAUGUUCAAACUCCAAGCACUUUCUGAUGUUCAUGUUUUUCUCUCAA